AUGGACGCCGGCGACGCCUCCACAUCGCUUGCCCUCACGGCGGCGGAGCCAUCACCGCCGAGCCCCACCAGGAGGAGCAAGAGGCCGGGCAACCCGCCGAAGCGCUUCGUGCACACCCCGAUCCCGCCCUCCAUCCUCUCCGACCCGACCCUGGCGGCCGCCGCCACCUCCCUCCUCCCGGCCAGCUACAACUUCGAGCUCCCCAAGACGGCGCACCGCAUACGGUCCGCGGCCGCCCGCCGCGUGGCGCUGCAGCUCCCCGAGGGCCUGCUCCUCUUCGCGCUCCCGCUCUCGCACCUCCUCGCGCCCUACCUCGAGCCCGACGCCGCCAACGACGUCCUCGUCCUCGCCGACGCCACCUACGGGGCCUGCUGCCUCGCCGACCGCCCCGCCACGGCGCUCGCCGCCGACGUCCUCGUCCACUACGGCCACUCCUGCCUCGUCCCCGUCACGUCCUCCCUCCUCCCUGUGCUUUACGUCUUCGUCGAGAUCCGCAUCGACGCCGCUCGCCUCGCCGCUGCCGUCCGCAACGCCUUCCCGGACCCCGCCGCCGCGCCCCGCCUCGCCAUUGCCGGGACCGUGCAGUUCAUCGCCGCGGUGCACGCCGCGCGCGAGAUGCUCACGAAAGAGGGCUACCGCGACAUCGUCGUGCCGCAGGCGAAGCCGCUCUCCGCCGGCGAGAUUCUGGGGUGCACCGCCCCGACGCUCAAGAAAUCGGAGGAGGUGGGCGCGGUGGUGUUCGUCGCCGACGGGAGGUUCCACCUCGAGGCGUUUAUGAUCGCCAAUCCCGGGGUGAAGGCCUACCGUUUCGACCCAUUUCUUGGGGUUCUCGUUCUGGAGGAGUAUGACCAUGUUGGCAUGAAGCAGGCGAGGAAAGCGGCGGUGUUGGCGGCGAGGAAGGCCAAGAACUGGGGAGUCAUACUCGGGACCCUGGGAAGGCAGGGGAGCACGAAGGUUCUCGACAGAGUGGUGGAGCAUUUGGAGGAGAAAGAGUUGGAGCACACAGUGGUGCUCAUGUCGGAGCUUUCCCCGGCGAGGAUGGAGCUGUUUGGAGAUUCGAUUGAUGCCUGGGUGCAAAUUGCUUGUCCACGCUUGUCCAUUGAUUGGGGAGAGGGUUUCAAGAAGCCAGUGCUGACAACCUUCGAGUUUGAUGUCGCACUGGGCUAUGUCCCUGGGUGGUGGGAGAAGGGGAGCAGGGAAUGUGGUGGUGAAUGUAGUAGUGGGUGUUGUUCAGGAUCAGGAACUUGUGGAAACUGCAACUGCAGUGGUGGGGAUUUUGGUGGUGAUUACCCGAUGGAUUAUUAUUCGCAAGAUGGAGGUGAUUGGAAUAGCUGCUACAUGAAGAAGAAGCCAUCUACUGGCGAGAGGAAAUUGCGGGUUCGGAUUGGUAAGCACUCAAAUUCUUAA
Messenger RNA from Miscanthus lutarioriparius, 1407 nucleotides. Lineage: Eukaryota; Viridiplantae; Streptophyta; Magnoliopsida; Poales; Poaceae. The record is from the annotation of a GenBank genome assembly.